AUGUUAAUCUCGAAAACAGAUAAUGAUGAACAAUAAGAAGGUGUUGUUGAUUCAAAAUUGCCAGUUUGUCCUAAUUGUGGUUCUGCAAAAGAAAGUAUUUUAGAAUAAGUACCAUCUCCAGCAUCAUUCAUAAUUUCUUUGAUUUGUCUUUUAUAUUGUGGAAUUUGGUGCAUUUUUAUUAUCCCAUUAGUAUUUUAAUCAACAAAAGUAAUAAUUUAAUAUAAAUAUAUAUAGAUAAUAAUAAAAAGGUGUUAUUAUUGUAAUUCAGAAUUAGAAAAAAGGAAUUAUUUUUAAUUACCAAAUAUAAAUGAUUAAAUUUUACAAUUUAGAUUUGGGAAUUGUAUCAUAGUGGUUUCUAGAAAAUAUGCUAUGAUUUUAUUGGGAAUAAUAUUUAUCAUAUUCUUUUAUUUUAAGUAUAAUGCAGAAAAAGAGGUAUUUGAAAUAGAUUUACAUACAAAUUUAUAAUGGAUAGAUUUUUUAUAAUAUUGUGGGAAGUUUUAAUUUGUUGAGAAUGGACUUAAAGCAAGACAUCAAUUUGAAACUCUUUUUAAAAAUAAAAUAGUUUCAUGGAAUGGGUAUGUAUUAAUUCAAUAUUUUAGAAUUUAUGUCAAAACUAAAUUAAAUUAUGAUAUAUAAUUUCCAUAUAAUUAUAUGGUUUAUAUAAAAAUGGAUCCAACAGAAUCAACAGAUGAUAUACCAGAUAUUUUAUUAGGUGUGAAAUCAUAAGAAUAUUUCAUUGACACAUUUUAAAUGUUAGAAAUUGGAUAAUAAUUACAUUUUAAUGCAAAAUUUAUAUCAUUAGGAUCUGAAUACAAUUUUCAUAUUUUAGAAUUAAAAUAAUUAGAUAUAAUUUAAGAAAAUAUAGUAGAUAUAAAAUAAAUAAAAAAGUUUACUUUAAUAAUGGAUUAAGCAUAAUAAUUAAAAAAAACAAAACUAUAGGAUUCAUUAAAGCGUAUGAUUCAUAUGUAUUAACCAAAAAUAAAUGAUAAUAAAUCUAAGGUUGAUUAAAAUAAUGUUGUGUAGAUGGGAUUAAGUGCUGAAUAAAUCUAAGAUAUUGAAUAAGAAAUUGAAUAAUUAUAAAAAUAAUUAGAAUCAGAGGAAUAAUAAAUAAAUGAUGAAUAAAGUUAAGUUAUUAAUAAUGAUUAAAUUGAAAAUAGCUUAUCAAAAGAAGAAAAUGAUAUUAAUAUGAAUUCAAAGAUUAAUAAUGAAUAAGAGUCAAUAAAAGAUAGUUCAACGAAGAAUAACUUAGAUUAAUAAUGA
Paramecium primaurelia is the source of this 1260-nucleotide messenger RNA. NCBI's taxonomy places the organism in Eukaryota, Ciliophora, Oligohymenophorea, Peniculida, Parameciidae. The record is from the annotation of a GenBank genome assembly.